AUGCGCAACUUCGGCAGGGGACUGCUCCUCGUAGGCGCCAGCCUGUUCGUUGGAGCCGCGUAUUCCGUCAUCCAAGCACGCCACACGCUUCGCCACUCUGGCGGCCAUCUGGACGAUUUCGCGCUGCCUGCGAAAGUUGUCCUCCUCGUGCUCCUCGCAGCAGCCAUGUGCAUGGUCGGUGGCCUCAAGUGCACAGGCGGCUUCAGACCCAUCCACGUUUCCGAAGGAAAGACCCCGUAA
Neospora caninum is the source of this 240-nucleotide messenger RNA. RefSeq lists its product as hypothetical. The transcript has 3 exons. Bases 1 to 240 code for a protein of 79 amino acids. Lineage: Eukaryota; Apicomplexa; Conoidasida; Eucoccidiorida; Sarcocystidae. The record is from RefSeq and is a predicted model, not a curated record.